AUGUCAUCUACGAAGCAAGCAAAGGGAAGAAAAACAAAGGGGAAGCAAAAGAUCGAGAUGAAGAAGGUGGAGAACUAUGGAGAUAGGAUGAUUACGUUCUCAAAACGUAAAACCGGAAUUUUUAAGAAAAUGAACGAGCUCGUAGCAAUGUGUGACGUUGAAGUGGCUUUCUUGAUUUUCUCUCAACCCAAGAAGCCCUAUACAUUCGCACAUCCGUCUAUGAAGAAAGUGGCUGACCGGUUAAAGAACCCUUCGAGACAAGAACCAUUAGAGAGAGACGAUACCAGACCCCUCGUCGAAGCUUAUAAGAAACGAAGGCUCCACGACCUCGUAAAAAAAAUGGAGGCGCUCGAAGAGGAGCUUGCGAUGGAUCUAGAGAAGUUGAAACUGUUGAAGGAAUCGAGAAAUGAAAAGAAGUUAGAUAAAAUGUGGUGGAACUUUCCUUCGGAAGGUUUGAGCGCGAAGGAGCUGCAGCAAAGGUACCAAGCGAUGCUCGAGUUACGUGAUAACUUAUGCGACAAUAUGGCUCACUUACGAUUGGGAAAAGACUGUGGUGGUUCAUCUUCUGUUCGUGUGGGACGUCGAGUUUCUGGUGGUGUUCGUCUGUUCGAUCGUGAAGCAUGA
Molecule: messenger RNA, 624 nt
Organism: Arabidopsis thaliana (thale cress)
Lineage: Eukaryota; Viridiplantae; Streptophyta; Magnoliopsida; Brassicales; Brassicaceae
Gene: AGL57
Product: AGAMOUS-like 57
Exons: 1
Coding region: 1-624 (207 amino acids)
Biological process (GO): DNA-templated transcription; regulation of DNA-templated transcription
Cellular component (GO): nucleus
Molecular function (GO): DNA binding; protein dimerization activity
Source: RefSeq, marked reviewed